This is a messenger RNA of Sycon ciliatum, 7310 nucleotides long. RefSeq names its product serine-rich adhesin for platelets-like. The record is from RefSeq and is a predicted model, not a curated record. The transcript has 7 exons. Lineage: Eukaryota; Metazoa; Porifera; Calcarea; Leucosolenida; Sycettidae. Bases 639 to 6602 code for a protein of 1987 amino acids.
ACUCCCUGAUCUCAACGAAUCACCACACUCGCAACUGCCUACUGGAUGUGGUGUUGCGACUGGCCAGACCCCACGCUACUCGAAGCAAACCUAGGGGCUAGGACGGGAUCAAGUUUGUCGAAAUCGAACGCUUCCAAGGCAAACGCCUGGUAGAGGAAGCUUCGAACUGAAAUACCGGCGGUAGUAUGAACAGCUCAGCGUAUCGGACAGUGUUUUUGCGAGUCUGCGCUAUGCAUUGAGUGUAGAAAAGGCAGCAGGAUCUACUAGUAGGAGGCCUCGAUCGCAGGGUGAAUGUAACAUUGUUCGUCACCACCACUGAAGGAUCACCCUCGACCUUUAGUUUAGGCUUUGCGCAUACGGAUAUCACACGGCUCACGGAUUGUUACCAAGACGCAACCAAGACGCAACCGGCACUUUCUUCAAGAAACGUUCAGAAAGGUUUGGUUGGCUUGUGUCCCUGAUCAGCUGAGCGCCUUGCCGUCGAUUGACGGUCAUCACAAUAAAAGUCGUCGGUUGAUGUCUUCAGCAGGAGAAAGCCAUUUACUGGAACCUUACACGCAUUGUAGGACCAAGGAUCAUUCGUUGAGCGGUAGCUCGAAACGAAGAAAAAAAGGCUCGAACUGCUGUGAUCAGGUGCGAUGGCAUCUGAUGAAAUGCAGUGGGCCGGUGAAAAUCAGCCGGCAUGCGGCGUCCGUGCAAGAAGGAACAAGCCUCCACGGCCGGCUGCAGCAACGGCUGGAAUGGCUGGUGCUGAGGAUUGCCAGGACGAAGACGAUGACGUAGAUGAUCGGAGUCGGAUUACGGAGCUUGUCGCCAGCAGUGGACUGGCUACGACCGCCAGUUCAACUUCAAGUGGACGCUGGGCGCAGGCACUGGGCACAGAUCUGGCGUGUCAACUCCUGCCAUACCUGGAAGACAUGAACGAUUCCCAGCAGCUGCAACAACACGAUGAGCAAGCUGCUACUGACAGCACCGUUGCCACGACCACCGGCGCAGCAGUAGCAGCUAGCGGUGGGGUAGUCGGCACGCAUUACAUGAUCGCCGACAGCGAGCACGUGUAUCCGAACGCGCGCACCGUCAUCCAUAUACAGGUGGCGAGGCCGACGCCGCGAGGCGUCUACUCGUGUUCGUACUCGGACUACUCCAGCGGCAGCGGAGGGUUUGAGCGGCGACUGCAGCGUCACACGCGGAGGCAAGAGUUCAAGACGCGCGACGGCGAGGGUACGACCACGUCUGCCAGUAUCGAAGAACACGUCGAGUACUCCAUGCUGGAGGAGCCGUCAAUGGUCAGGCCACAACCGCCCAAACCUGUCCCCCAUGCUCCGCCCGGUCUGGUGAUGCCGGAGCUCAGGGCGACGGAGCAGGCGAUAUUCCCGCCUCUGCCGCCCAACACAAACUACAGUGGAAGAAGGGAUGAGCUGGUGAAGAUAAGGGAUGCGUUCUUCCCUGCCGACUCGCCCGGAGGCCACCCAGUACCCUACGGUAUCAUACAGGUCGUAAGCGGCAUGAGUGGUAUUGGCAAGACCACGCUGGCCGAACACUACGCGCUAAUGCAGACGCACCAGAGUGCCUGGCUCGACACGAUAUGCGCCCACCAUGGCCUGGGCACGGCAGAGGGCGCCGGCGAUGCAGAUCGUAGACGCACAGUUGUACGAGAGACUCCGAGCUACCGCUGUGUUUUGCAGGUGAAUGCCAGAAGUGUGGAAACAUUGGAGCAGUCCUUCAAAACCAUCCAGAGGAUACUGAACAUUGUGCCGAGGCAGCAGACGCUGGGUGCCAUGGCGACGGAGGAUGCGUGCGACUCGGUGUUCCGCUGCCUGACCUCGAUGCACCGCUGGUUGCUCCUGGUGGACAACGCAAACUCGCGCGACAUGCUGGAGCGCCUUGCCGAGCCGAGCUUUGGCUUUCUGCCACCGUCGGUUGCGAACGGUCACGUGCUCCUUCUGACGCAGCAGUCGGCCGUGCCGCAGUCGCUUGCGUGCCGCGUUGCCCAUCACCUUCACCUCGGAAAACUGGACGUACAGGCGUCGGCCGUCAUGCUCCACCGCUGCGCCAGCAAGCACCUGGGCCUCAGCGCCCAGCGCUACGGCGACGCGGACGUGCUGCUGCGAUUGGACGAGCUGCGGCGCGAGGCGCGCGCCGAGCACGAGGCCGUCGUGCAGCUGGCCGGUCCGGACGCACUCGACGGCUUUCCGCUGGCACUGGAGCAUGCUGGCCUCUACAUCGGAAACACGAGCUGUGGUGGUGACGGUGGAGGUGGCGGUGGUGGGGGUCGUUAUAGUGCUUAUCUAACACAAUACAGAUGGCUGCGUAUGGACAUGUUUGAAUGCCCCAACAUCGUGCCUACAAGUCGCUCGUUGUGCACCACCGUCCGGGCCAGCAUAGAUCGCCUCGUGGACAAAGCCGCAUUUCAGCUGCUUGCCAUAGCGGCGUUCCUCUCCCCGAACGGUAUACCAGUGAAGCUACUGCUGCUCAAUUGGCGUGUUCUGCCGACCGAAUUGCGUGAAUAUCUGCUGAAAGGACUGCGAGAGGACGCUUCCAACAAGUGCUUGCCAUGGUUCGGAGUUCGAGACACAGCUCUCGGCCGUAAGGAACAUCAUGCCCGGUCAGUCGGAUGCGGAGCAAUGGCGAAUGGUGGCUCACAGCAGGCAGAGAACGUGCUCGACACUGCACACUGUAGCAGCAAUGUAGAGCUCCAGCACACAACCAUCGUGGGUGAGAGCGUCACUGCUGUUGAUGAUACCUCUACUGUGUUCACUUCGCCCAAUCAGCAUCCGCAGCAGUCUCCUGCGACAGCGUCGGAGGCCAUGGAAUGUAAUGGCAGCAGUAGUAGUGGCAUCAGCAGCAACAGCAGCAGCAGCACAAGCAGCAGCAGCACAAGCAGCAGCAGCAGCAGCAGCAACAACAGCAGCAGCAACAGCAGCAACAGCAGCAACAGCAGCAGCAGCACAAGCAGCAGCAGCAGCAGCAGCAACAACAGCAGCAGCAGCAGCAACAGCAGCAGCAACAGCAGCAGCAGCAGCAGCAGCACAAGCAGCAGCAGCAGCACAGCCAAUAGCGGAAUACUCAAUGAUCAUGAUGCGACUGGCGACUGCGUGUCCAGUGGAAAUGUCCCGGAGCAAUGCUGGAUGUUAGAGGAGAAAUGUUUAUCGCACAUGAAACAUCGCCUAGAGUCUCUGCUCAGUAACCUACGGUCAGCUUCUCUGAUCACAAGCUGUGCCAAUGAAAAGACAGUAACCAUCCCAGCUCAUUCUCUCGUGACCAACUUGACGGAUGUAACCCCUACACAGCAACACCACACAGAGGCAACGGCUACUUGUAAUACCACCACCGACCCCGAACCUGCACUCGGCACGGAGAACACAAGGAGAGCGAGUCACGUGCACAGACGCGCCAACGCCAAUGCCCUGCUCCGGGCAACAUUCUCGGUACAUCCUCUGCUGCAACAGGUCGUCGUGCAUCUGAUGAUGAAUUCGGUAACGCACCCUCUGGCCACCGCCCUCUGCGACCCAACACACGCCAUUGAUGAUGGUGCGAACGGAACCCCGCCAUCGUCGUCAAUGGCAACACUCCAGGACAGUGCCACGGGAAAUUUCACACCUGCCAUUGCCGCAUGCACUGUAUUGAUCCAUGAGGCACUGUGCAAUGGCAGUCUCUCGAUGGACGAGGCCGUACACCACGUUCAGGGACUGUACGCCAGUGUUCCGUGCGGCACGCUCGGCAGCGCGAGUGCCGGAGCCCUCACGCCCAGCACUCGCCGUCGCCUCGUCGACCUGCUGCUCGUCACCGUGGAGACGAAGCACAGCUUCAGUCGCCUUGCCGACAGCAGCUCCACGGCACCUCUGCUGGACGCCUGCGAGGCAAUGAUAUCGCACAUGGACGCGGCGCUGGAGGACCAGGACGAACACGGACAGGAACGAGCGGAGUUCUCCGGUCGACUGCAGUACCUACGUGAUCGGGAGAUUGAGAGUGGUCUGAGCACGGAGGUGUUUCGACGCACCAUUCUCUACCUGCUGACACGGCCGCCGUUCGAAGUGCGCGUUCUUCUUCACAUCACCGCCAUGAUCGUUAGGUCAUGCUUGGAGGUGCUGCCGCAGGGGGCGAGUGACAAAGAUGGCAAGCAUGUCACCACGCCAAUCGAGCUAUGCGACGACAAAGAUCUUCACGAAAGUUGCCGCUCAAGGGACGCCGGGCCAGUGCCUCGCACCGUCGAGGAUGCAAUGCGAGCCGUCACGCGACUCGUGCUGCCCGAACUGGAGCUGCCGUCACUGGUGAGAUCCAGCACAACGUCGACGACAGAGGGAGACGUGCCUCGCGGACACGUUCAGGACGAACACCUGAUAAGCGUGCUCGAUCUGCUGGCGUCGUCUUGUGCCUACGUCUGGGUGCACGUUGUCGUGAAGUUCUGUGCCGCUGCGAGCGGCCGUGAAUGCGCACCGCUGUGGCGUCGCAUUCACCGCCAGCACCUGGAGUACUCCAGCGACGGGCAGGCGUCCAUGGUUGCCGUGGCGUCCGUGGCGAAUCUCCUUGACGACGCCAGCACGUUCCCGCCAUUGUGCGGCGGCGGCGCCGCUGCUACCGGCGGUUACGCCAGGGUGGAGUACACCAGUGCAUCGUUGCCAGGGCUACGGUUGCAUCGCAACAGAGAACUGCCGUCGCCGCGACAACAGGCUGCAUCUCGUGAAGCGCCGCGUACGGGUAGUCGCAAGGCAAAGCAGCGUCAGCCGCGCCUCAACGACUUCCCGGUGGCGCAUCGCAAAUCCAGCACCGUGACGGAUUUAGAUACCCAGACAUGCCAAUCACACAGGCAAACCAAGUCCUCCUCAAGUUCUAAGUCGACAUCGCCCCAAACAGUACAGCCCAAUGGCGACGUUAACCCUCGUGUGAAAGACGGCACCCCGCCAAGCUGCCGCUAUCGCCGCAAAGUCAAGGACCGUUCCAUUCGAAAAUCGUCCGCUAAAGCACACACUGGCACCCCAGCACAGCAAACGCCGCAACAGAAACCACACAUGGUAACCAAGAAGAAAAAGAAACGUAGCGAUCGCCAGGCUGCGGAGCAUUGUGAACGUCAGCAUGGCCGGGAGCCUACCCUGCAUGAUCACCCGAUAGCAGACAACACAGCCACCCACGUUGCAUCGACGGGAAAGAGAAGCGAAGUGCGCACGCAACGCCCCAGGCAGCCGCAGCCCUCUCCCAUCGUCCUGCCAUACCUUGGAGCGGCCGACGCAGAGACGAGAAUCGCAAACUGCUUGAAGUAUGUUGAAGGGCAGGUAGACCGGCUGACCUGUAUCAUUGGCCUGUGCUCACAUUCAUUGAUGGAUCCACACCACGACCCGCGCACUACCACCACCACAACCGGGCCAAUCCUGGAAACAGAGGAUCUUGAUGGUGAUUCAUCUGCUCCUGAUACGCGAUCGCACGGCAGAGAUGAUGCGGCAUCCACCGCACAGUCCGUUGCCGUGCCCGCGACGCCACCGCACGGCGAUAACGUUGAUGGCGUAAAUUCGGAGUGCACCGUUGUCGACAGUGCACGACACCCAGAUCUCGGCAACGGUGCAAUAAGCAAUGGACACUCCCUCGCAGCCUCCAGUACACCAGAACACACCCGUGUUCGUGCCACCAUGAACCAUGGCACGUGUUCACAGCGCGAUCUCAUCAACACGGGACGCUGUGUGGAGAACAGAAGCAACAGCAGCACCGAGAGCGGCAGCAGAAGCGACAUUAGUGUCACGAAUGACACACAAAACAGCAGCAACAGCACCAGCAAAAGCGGCAGCAGUAGCGAUAUGAGUAUCACGACUGACACACAAAACAGCAGCAGCAGCAACAGUGAGAUCAGUGUCAGCAGUAGCGAUACAGUAUAUGUCACGAAUGACACACAAACCAGGAGCAGCAGCAGCAACAGUUGGAAUAGCAUCAACAACAGCACAUCCAGCACAUCCAGCACAACCAGUCCCAGUCACGAUAGCCUCACGUCCGUGACUAACACAAUGCCGUGCGUUGUCCCCCUGAAGACCGUGACAGAUCACUGCAGCGACUGCGGAUACGACACAACCGUCCCGAACGCACUAGCAACCAAUGCACUCGGUCUCCAAUGCAGUCACCGCCAGUACCAUGACCUCCUAGCGAUCUCCGUGGCAGUGGCACUAUGGAAACAGCGACGUUUGAAGCACAAGCGCGAAACUGUCAAGAAGGACAUUGCAAGGAGGAGGCAUGCAGGCGAGUCCUCUGGUCGUAACCAAUGUAUAAACAAUAGGGCAAGCACCAGGAUGAGUGAGCAAGUGCUGGCACGCUUGGGUGCAUGUUCUCGGAGUGUUGACAGCAUCCUGUACAGCGCAAAGCAGUGCGGCUCGACCAGAAGUGACUGCUUGAUAGCACAGAGCAGGAUCGCCCUGGACCUCCUGACGGCAUUCGUCCAUGCCGGCCUCGACGAUUGCGCAACCGCGGAAACGCUCGUCGCUCGCCUGCGGGCCCGGAUCCGCACGGAGCGCGUGGGCGGACGGGGACUUUCCCUUCGGCUGGAGCGCCUCGCCAAUCUACUGGAACUGCUGCUGUGGAGUCGAGCACGGACCUCGUUGGACGACACUCUGAGCACCGACUGAGCGAGCACGGACCUCGCUGGACGACACUUUGGGCACGAACUGAGCGAGCACGGACCUCGCUGGAUGACACUUUGAGCACUAACUAUAAGCAAGCGCGGACCUCGUUGGACGACAAUUUUAGCACCGACUGAGCAAGCACUGACCUCACUGGACGACACUUUGAGCACCGACUUUGCUGGACCGUGGACGGCACUUUGAGCAUUGGCUGAGUUAACAGACCGCAGCAGAGAGGGCCUCGAAAAUGUCCUCUGCCUACAGAUACACGUGUAUCUUUCUCCAUCCCGAUACAGAGUCUGUGGUUGAGCCGUCGGCAGUGUUGCAUGGAACACAAGGCUCAACCGCCACACAGGCAGAACAGCAUCCAAUGUCCUUCACAGUGGCGGCAUUCAGGCACGGGAUACCACCGGAAGAUCGCUCAAUAGCCAACUCCACGGAUGCAGCGGCAAUGGAAACGGGAGAGAGAAAUCGAUGCAGCACAUAGCUGGGACACAACAAGUGGCCGGAGGAGGCACGGUCGAGGCAGCCAGGGGGCAUGAUGACCAGGAGGAGCUAGUCGCACCAACAACAAAGCACAGGACCGGCAGAAGCAGUUUGUGUUUGGCCCGCCCAUACCCUAUCAUUUCAUACAGUUUGUGUAUGAUAUGGAGGGUACACACAUGACUUUGAUACAGUUUGUGUAUGAUAUGGAGGGUAGUCACAUGACUUUCA